CAACCCAGUGUUCCAGAUACAUAGUCUUGGGGACUUUUUCCUGAAACCGGUGACAUACCUGAGAGGUGACCUUGACACCAUUGUCCGUGAAGGCAGCAGCAGAUCGGCUGCUCUGAUUCUCCUGGUCCUGUGUGGAGGGAAACUGGACCUUGCCUCCUUGAUGUGUGGGACAAACAAGAAGGUUACAGAUCUGUUUCAUGUUGUAAAGGAGAAGGUAGCAUCAUGCACUGAUACAGACAUAGAAGAGAGAUAAGCAAUUUUACCGGCACCUACUGUGUCGUGGAGAAUCAUGUGGCCUCCUUUUCACAUCCAGCCACCCACGACGCUGCAGCAUGUGCUUUUAGGAAUCUCAACAGUGUUUUAUUAGUAAAACACUGUUCCCUUCAGUUUUUGUAUGAAAGGGUUAGACCAAGCAUGACUGAUGCUCGACAGACAACCCAAGCUGAUGAUGUGACAAACAUGAUCUCCAUCACUUCCCAUCUUUACCCACUGAUGAUCGACAGGCUAGUGGAAGGUAUCCGUGAAGAUUGCUUCAGAUGGACAAUAGGCCACCCUGUAUUCAGAAAGGAUGAAUUAGCAUCCUCACUGAUGACGGAACUGGCAAAUGACUUGCUUCAUUUAGUCCACCGAAAGGACAGCACCUCUGGUGAAAGUUUUAUAUACUGGACUUCCCUGUCUAAUAAUGAUUUACUGUUCAGAAAGUCACUAUUACUGAUGAGGGAAAAGGAAACUCUUUCCCUGAAAAUAUCAAAGACCUGUAUGAGAGUAUCACAGGCUGCAUAAAGGCUGGCAAGGUGGGGAACCUGCAACGUAUUGUUGAUGUGCUAAAGCAUCAUGGAGAAUAUAAUGCAGAAAGAAGGAUGGCAGCAGGCAAAACACUGCUCAUAAUUGCUGCAGAAGCUGGACAGUUGGAUGUGUUCAAUUUUCUACUGCAAGAAGGAGCAAAUGUUUUAUUGAAGGAUAGGAAAGGAAACUGUUGCCUUCAUCAUGCGUGUAUUUCAGGAAAAGUGAUAUUGUGAAAGUUGUUGUUGAAAAGUUUCCACAUAUGAUUGAUGCUCGGAAUAAUGAGGGUUUCACAUCUACAAUGUUGUGUGCUCAGAGACGACAGGGGAGAUCCUCAAGUUCCUGGUGUCACAUGGUGCUGAUCUCUCUGCUAAGAUAUUGGGAGGUUGGAAUUGUUUACAUGCGGCGUGUGCAAGUGGUCAUUUAUCAACCGUCCAAUAUGUGUUGUCUUGUGAAAUUAUCAACAUUAAUCAAAGAACAUUAUCAAACACAACGCCGAUUAUGAUGGCUACCACAAAUGGACACUCUGAUGUUUAUCAUCUUCUCGUGUCAGAGGGAGCUGAUGUGUCACUUGCUGAUAAGAAUGGCAGAGACUGCCUGAUGUAUGCAUGUAAGGCAGGUAACAUGUCUAUAGUUAGGCACUUACUCUCUUUGAAAACAAUCAACAUCAACAGGGGAGAUCACGACAACAUGACACCAGUCAUGACGGCAGCUGAAGCCGGACACUCUGAUGUUUAUCACCUUCUUGUGUCCGAGGGAGCUAAUGUGUCACUUACUAAUGAUAAGGGCAGAGACUGUCUGAUGUAUGCAUGUGAGGGAGGUAACAUGUCUAUAGUUAGGCACUUACUCUCUUUGAAAACAAUCGACAUCAACAGGAGAGAUCACAACAACAUGACACCAGUCAUGAAAGCAGCUGAAGCCGGACACUCAGAUGUUUAUCACCUUCUUGUGUCAGAGGGAGCUGAUGUGUCACUUACUGAUGAUAUGGGCAGAGACUGUCUGAUGUAUGCAUUUGAGGGAAGUAACAUGUCUAUAGUUAGGCACCUCCUAUCUUUGAAAAUAAUCAACAUCAACAGGAGAGAUCACGCCAACAUGACACCACUCAUGACGGCAGCUAAAGCCAGACACUCUUAUGUUUAUCACCUUCUUGUGUCAGAGGGAGCUGAUGUGUCACUUACUGAUAAUAUGGGCAGAGACUGUCUGAUGUAUGCAUGUGAGAGAGGUACCAUGUCUAUAGUUAGGCACCUACUGUCUUUGAAAACAAUCAACAUUAACAGUAGAGAUCACGACAACAUGACACCAGUCAUGUCGGCAGCUAAAGCCGGAAACUCAGAUGUUUAUCACCUUCUUGUGUCAGAGGGAGCUGAUGUGUCACUUGCUGAUGACAAGGGCAGAGACUGUCUGAUGUAUGCAUGUGAAACAGAUAGUAUGUUUGCAUGGACCUCAAGAACCUCAGGUAAAAUGUGUAUAGUUAGGCACUUACUCUCUUUGAAAACAAUCAACAUCAACAGGAGAGAUCACGACAACAUGACACCAGUCAUGACGGCAGCUAAACCAGACACUCAGAUGUUUCACUUCUUGUGUCAGAGGGAGCUGAUUUGUCACUUUCUUUAUGAGAAGGGCAGAGACUGUACAAUGUAUGCAUGUGAGAGAGGUAACAUGUCUAUAGUUUGAAGGCACCUACUAUCUUUGAAAACAAUCAACAUCAACAGGAGAGAUUGCUUGAACCGAACACCAGUCAUGGUGACAGUUCAAGCUGGACACCCUGAUGUUUAUCACCUCUUUCUCAACAUCAACAGAUGGAGCUGAUAUGUCACUUACUGAUGACUGUAGAGUAAUGUAAUGUAAGAGAUGUAAUGGAAUGGAAGCUUGGUCUUCACAUAAAAUAAUCUCAAAGGAAUCAAGAAUGAACAGUAAGCUUGAAAUUAUGAAUGCAUAGUGUCUCAUAUUAAAAACAACAAAUCUUAUAUAUUUUUUAUUAACUUGUAUUCAAUCUUUUUUGUGCACAGUGAGCAAGAGUUCAGAAAUUGAGGUCACUAUUCAACUGUAUUCUCUUUUUCAGAAAUGCCCAGACUAGGAAAUACUCAAGACAUGAUUUUCAGUUUUCAUAUUUGUGUGAUAUGCUUUUGUGGCGACUGACCAUACAUUUGAUAAUGUAACCAUUUGUGUCCACAGAGCUUACACAAUGAUGUGGACAAUUCCAGUAAUUCUCCAAUGAACCAAUCAUAAUAUGAAUGGCCCUACUUACAAGCAAUUUGUGUAAGUCCUUCAUGUAUAUGAAAAGUGAGUGAGGUGAGAAUGAUUCAUUAUUGCUUAACCUCACUGCAGCAAAUUUGCUCCAAGAUAUUUUAAGUGUUAUGUCACUUUAGAGAUUGCUGUGGGUUUAUUAGAAGUGAUUGUUUGAGGCAGGAAAAGACUGAAAUGGUCGUAACAUGCAGUAGUGGCCAAUAUCCACCAGAGACUUGAUCAUUUGAGACGUUUUGUGAGCGGGUUAGGCAGCUGAGAUUUGUGUGCUAGCCAUGGGAUGCCUGACUCUGAGGGGCGUGAGUUUGAAUCCUAGAUGUGGCUCCAACCCAGCAAUAGUACUAGAAUCUGUACUUUACUGAAAAAGUAUAAUCCCAAGUAUAACAUAUGUUACAUUUGAAAACUUUCUAAAUGUCAUCGUGUAUUCAUAGUAGUGUGUGUGCCUCAGUAGAGACAUCUGAUAGUGAGUUUCAGGAGUGCGAAGGUAUCAUCGCACCUGUUAGAUAUUGAGUGCGUUCACUAAUUUGAACCAUUUGUAUUGCCUUAUCUGCUUCUAUAUAUUAUUUUCAUUUUCCUUGAUCAUAUUUCAGUUCGGUUUUAGUUACGUGAUUUCAGAGUUAACACACGGUAAUAAAACAAUACAGAACCCAACAUGUGAAUUUUUACAGUAAAUGUUGUGGUCCAUACUUUUUGUACAGAUUGUGUUUUCCCUAUUUCUACUUGUAUCAAGUUUGCGUUUUUGCAUGUGUCUGUGUCCUUGGAAAGAACACCUGUUGUGCUAA
Messenger RNA from Haliotis rubra (blacklip abalone), 3809 nucleotides. RefSeq names its product putative ankyrin repeat protein RF_0381. The coding region runs from base 1285 to 2457 and encodes 390 amino acids. The record is from RefSeq and is a predicted model, not a curated record. Lineage: Eukaryota; Metazoa; Mollusca; Gastropoda; Lepetellida; Haliotidae. The transcript has 4 exons. Gene Ontology annotation, molecular function: protein binding.